AUGGGCUUCGGUGAUUUGACGCCGUGGCUCGCGCGCGUCGGCUUCAACCCUGUCGGGUUCUCGCUCGCGUCGUCGGACGUCCGCGCGGCGAUCGCGGCGUCCGACUCGGACGCCGUGAUCGUGGGCGUCGAACUUUCGAACGGGGCAGAGCACGCCUUCGCUGUCGACCGCGUCGCGGGCAAGAUCUACGACGUCGCCGAGGACCCGCCCGCGCGCGAUCUCGGCGCGUACCUCGACGAGCUCGCGGCCGCCGGGGCCCACGCGACCCACGCGCGAUCCCUACAUGGACCGCCGCUCCCGAAGCAGCAGCCGCGGCCGACGGCGCCGCGGCCAUCACAGCUCGCGUGGCUCGGGCUCCAGAUCACGGCAUGCGCGCCGAGAGCGCCGCUCAUCGUCGAGCGACGAGAGCCGCUUUCGGAGCCGGCGGAGCCAUUCGCCCAGGAGCUCCUUCCGCUCCUCGGCGCCGUGCCGCCGCUCGCGCUCGCCGUCAAGCUCGCGCGAGCGGCGCUCGCCGUCGCCCUCGCGCCAUGCGGCGCGGCGCUCGCCGUCAUCUCCGCUGCAGAUGCGGUGCCCCCGGACCCCUUCCGCCGCGACGCCGUCAGCGUGUCUUUAGACAUCCGCGACGCCGAGCCCGUCGCCUUUUGGCUGCACCAUCUCAUCAGGUCCGGGCGAAUUACGCGCGCGCACCCGGCGAUCGAGAUGAUCGCCGUCCUUAUCAUGUCCUUACUUGAUCGCGCGAUCAGCGCGUGGCAGCGCGUCGCGCCCGCGUGGUCCGCGCUCUGCUCCGUCGUCUUCUGUUUGGGCACGGGGCGCGCGUACCGCCUCCUGUGCGGGAAGGGCCAUCACGGGAACGGCUCCAAGCGAGAGCUGAGCGUGAAGUGCGAGUCCGUCGUCCCGCGCGGCUCCGCGGCGAACGCGGCGAACGAAGUGGUCGUCGAGGUCGCGCACUCGACGUCGGUCGCGCGGGUGUUCCAGCAGGGCUCGCGCGUCAGCGUCGAAGAGAAGGGCGCUGAGAGCCUCCCAGCGCGGAUCCUCUCGUACGAGGCGCCCAGCGCCUCUCACGCCCUCGGCCGCCUCGCGCUGGCCGUCGAGUCGGACCGCCACGUCUCCGCCGCGAGCGACGCCGUCGCGCGCGGAGGCGCCGUCGUCAGAAAGGAGCGCGAGCUCAACGCCGAGGACAUGAAUCUGCCAGCGGCGCGCGGCCAGCGCCCGGGGACGUACGCGGCCGAGUGCCGCGUCACGGACGUCGACCUCAAGCUCGACGCGCCCACGGUGAUGUCCCAGGGCGAGUCCCAGCCCGUCCUCUCCUUCGCGGUCCUCGACGUCGUCGUCGCGCACGGGCGCCUCGCCAAGGACGCCGUCGUCCACGUCUGCCUCGUGAUCGACGAGGAGCGCCGUGAUCCCGUCGAACUCGUCGUUGCGGAGCCAUGGCGUGCGCCCGCCGACGGCGUGGAGGCCGCGGACCUCGUGCUGCGCCUCGACGAGGAGCUCCUCGCGCAGAGCGCGGCGAUCUCGUCCGCGAGGGCGACGCGGACGGUCCCGAGCUACGAGCUCCGGGGCAUCGACCCGCCCAUGCCCGCGCGCGAGGUCCAGCGCCUCUAUGCCGCCAGCCCGAACGACUUGUCCAUCGCGUGA
Messenger RNA from Aureococcus anophagefferens, 1635 nucleotides. RefSeq lists its product as hypothetical. NCBI's taxonomy places the organism in Eukaryota, Pelagophyceae, Pelagomonadales, Pelagomonadaceae. The transcript is spliced from 5 exons. The record is from RefSeq and is a predicted model, not a curated record. Bases 1 to 1635 code for a protein of 544 amino acids.